AUGUCAAACUCAACACCAGUUUUUCAAGAAAUUAUAUCCCAGGAUCAGCUAUGGGUUAUUAAGAACUACUCCUUAGUGUCCUCAUCAAUCUUAUGGAUCAUUGACUUCUUCCAAACCUUGCCAAUGGAGAUCGACAGUGUCUGGUUGAAUAAAAUGAAUGGCACUGCCAUCAUAUUUCUUGUGAACCGCUAUGUGUUUGCACUGUACCUCAUUCUCGGUCUGGCAUAUGGAGUGCCCGGAUCUGCUUCGGAUAAGAGCUGCAACAUAUUAAGAGAGCUGUUCUCAACUCUACAAAAUAUUACACCCAUUACUACUAGUUUGCUGUUUACUCUCAGAGUUUAUGCCAUAUGUGAUAAGAAUAAACUUGUCCUUGGUAUAGCAUCAACUUUAAUUCUCACAAGACUGGGCCUUGACAUCUGGCAAGUCACGCCAAGAAUGUCUGUGGGUGUAUCUAGCAUGGGAACACCAUUUAAAGCAUUUUCAAUGUGUGCAACAUCAAUCAAUGAUCCAUCUGGAUAUGAAACAUCUGCUCUUGUCACUGUGAUUUUGCCGGUGGCAUUUGAUGCCUUUGUGUUUGCCGUUACAGUCUUCAAGGUGUAUCGGCAUGCUUUAGAGAUGCGCAAGUUUGGUCAAAUCAGUGUCACCAAAAUUCUGCUUCGUGACGGUGAGGAUAUUACUUUGAUCACUGUCUUUAUUGUACUUGUGCUUGCAAUGGCUGAAUUGGCUUUGACCUUGGAUUUGUCUCAAGCAUCAACAUCGUUGGAAACUAUGAUGCAAGGAUAUAAUUUCAUCCUCCCAAACCUACUUGUCAAUCACCUCUACCUCAAUAUCCGAGCAUUCAACCGUUCACAUUUCACCGAGCACAAUGAUCUUCCCCAACAUUCAUUUGCUCGAAACCGCUUCCUUGGUAAUAUUGGAGCACCUCUUGAUCCCGACUGGUGGGAUGCUCAGUUUGAUGAAGAUGAUGAGGAGUUAGAUAGUGAAGGGCAACUUGAAGUAAAUCAGGAUGGCUUGAACACAGUAGAAGGGGGUAAUGGCCUAAGCACACUUGUACCAGUGGUUUAUGAUACAGAUGGGACCGGUGACAUUGAAAUGAUCCCUAUUCAGCGAGAGUGA
Molecule: messenger RNA, 1116 nt
Organism: Stereum hirsutum FP-91666 SS1
Lineage: Eukaryota; Fungi; Basidiomycota; Agaricomycetes; Russulales; Stereaceae
Exons: 12
Coding region: 1-1116 (371 amino acids)
Source: RefSeq, a predicted model, not a curated record